AAUUUACCAGUUGUUGACAAUAAUAUCACAGUGAGAUCAUAGAUGUAGAUGUAAAUUCGCUCGCACUUUUGUCAUUUCCACUACGCUGCGUGAUACAGAAUCGCGAUCCCUUCAUCUAACCCUAGUCUAAUUUAAACCCUAAACCCUAAACUCUGAUUUCGUUCAGAUUUGCACACAUUUCACAUUACAUAUGUGAAUGUGUGUCGUUUAUAUUAAUUUUAGAGUCCAGAUCGAUGUUACAUACCAGCAGGAAAUAUAAUAUGGGACAGUUUCACGAUACAAUUAUGGGCACGGCUCCUCGUGUGAUAUUCGACGAGAACAGUGACAACGGAUUGGUGAUUUGCGAAAAAUACAUACCGUCUGAAUUAUUGGCAGAGAUUCUGUGUCACGCCAAUCUCAAUACCGUGCUUAAUUGUCAAUUGGUGUGCAAGCGUUGGAAAAUGUUGAUACAGAGUUACGUGUGGCGUAAAAAAGCAGAAUUAACAUUGGGCAAGUCGUUUCCGCGAUAUAAGAAGAUACCUUGGGAAGUGUUUUAUUUAAUAUGCAAGAAGAAACCGUUUGAGAAAAACUUGGUGAAGAAUCAUUCCGGUGCGAACAAGAAAAAAUAUUGGCGGAUUGUUAGGGAAGGUGGAGAUUCUUGGAAUGUUGAAGAACCGCCUGUUGGCGUGCCGGAGUUACCAUUGACCGAACCAGUGUUUGAAGGAAAACAAGUUUGCUUUGUGACAUCUUUUCAAUCCUGUCUUAAAAUGCAGCUUAUAGAUCUUGUAGCCGAGGGAUUUCAUCCUUACGUUCUGGAUGUUAUACAGCCGUCUAUAAUGGUAAGCGAAUGGUAUAGCUGCAGAUGGGAUUGUCCUGCACAAUAUGAAUGUGAAGUUAUGUUAUGGAAAGAAACUAACAAUGAUUAUGAUUUUGUAUAUUACGACAAUAGCGCAUUGUUAGAUAAGUUUGUAUUUCACGAUAGUAUAGAAGGAGAAAGACAGAAUAAAUGGAUACACGUUUCACAUGUAUUUGAAAAUUACGGACAAGGCCUCAGAAAAAUUUCCUUUUUACAUGGCGGGCAAGAUAAAUCAUUUUGGGCGGGACAUUAUGGUAGUAAAAUGGCUGGAGCAUGCGUGUACGUAAACAUUCCAUCUGCCGUUCAACAUAUUUCUGAUGAUGAAUUUGAUACACAAUUUCUAGAUGAAUAAGUUUAUUUAAUAUAACUAAAAUUACAUAUAUAUAUUUUGUGUUAAAAUUUAUAUACUUAUAUUUAUAUUA
Molecule: messenger RNA, 1257 nt
Organism: Pseudomyrmex gracilis
Lineage: Eukaryota; Metazoa; Arthropoda; Insecta; Hymenoptera; Formicidae
Product: F-box only protein 6-like
Exons: 4
Coding region: 234-1187 (317 amino acids)
Biological process (GO): SCF-dependent proteasomal ubiquitin-dependent protein catabolic process; glycoprotein catabolic process
Cellular component (GO): SCF ubiquitin ligase complex; cytoplasm
Molecular function (GO): ubiquitin protein ligase activity; protein binding
Source: RefSeq, a predicted model, not a curated record